This is a messenger RNA of Medioppia subpectinata, 1847 nucleotides long. The record is from the annotation of a GenBank genome assembly. NCBI's taxonomy places the organism in Eukaryota, Metazoa, Arthropoda, Arachnida, Sarcoptiformes, Oppiidae.
GUCUCUCAAAGACAUCACUCAAUCUGUCACUCAAUUUGAUUAUUAUCUCCGAAAUAAUAAUUGCAUUUUUAUUAUCAAUAUUUGUGUCCACAAGUUGUGUGUGUUUUGUGUCCGCGAAGUGUUUGUCGACCAAAUGUUUGCCUCAAUUCAGUAGACAAUAGGCUCGCGAAGAAGGCCUACCGAAGACACGUUACGCCAAACAUAAAGGCCACACAAUAUGGACGCCAAACAAUGGUCACAACGGCUGGCGCUGAUGGCCAUCGUGUCGACAAUGGCUUCUGUGAGCGGUCAGAGCGCUGGUCCCACACCUCUGCUGUCGUCGGUCGACGAGUCCGAGUGGCAGGACUUUACUCACGAGUUCACGUGUCCGGACAAUAUGUGUUCAGCUGAGGCUCUCGACGAAGACAUGCCGCCCGACGCCAUACUAUCGAUGCCACCGCCGCCACUGCCGCCCGCAAUGCACGCACUUCUUGUGUCCAAUCGGACGGCGAUCGCCGAUGACUGCAAUCUGUGUCACAUAUUCAAAGACCCAUCCGAUUACGACUUCUCCACAGUCACCACACCUGAUCUGAAGGACGCCGACUCGUGGCUGUCGGUGAUUGUGGUCACAAUACUCGGCUCAACGCUCUUCUGUAUACUAUUCCUCAUUGUUCUCUUCCGAUGCAAAAAUUGGAAGAUAUUCCCGGUCAGCGACUCGUGCCCUAUACUGCCGGAGAGUUUUUUAGGCGGUCAUAAGUCGGCGCCGCCUCCCUGUUCGCCGACCGACUCGUGCAUAUCGCCAGUGGUUAACGAGAAGUCGCCGCAGAGUGUGAUAACCGAUGCGCCGACCAAAAAGACAUGCAUAUCGAGUAAAUACUGGAAACGCGGCCCAAACGGCGACCCCAACAGCCCCGACGGCUACGGCGGCGGUCCCUGCGAUCGUAUGGGCGGCACAGAUGUGAGCGCCGAUUUUGACCCGUAUAGCGACGCCGCCAGCUGUACGUCGAGCCCGGUGUACGCAGAACUGGAUCCGGCGGGUGUGACACACGCUCUGUCCACCGGCCCGACACAAAUCAUACUCAAUGGGCCGGCGAUCAAUCCGUACGCCGUUUGCAACACUUACAGCGAAGUGGCGGACGCCGUGCGUAUGGCAGCGCUCGGCUCGUCGUCGGCCGCUCUCCUGCCGGACGCCUCCUAUGAUAACGCGGCGUAUUUGGACCCAAACCAUCCGCAGCACCACAUCUAUCAGUCGCGAUCGUUGCGUCGGGCGGCGCACAGAGCGGCCACUCUCGGCCAGUUGGGUAGCGCCACACCGUUGCUGCGCUCCCAUUACGCGCUGUCCAACGCGUCGCCCCAACAACUCAAUUACCUGACUGGCGGUCGCCCCCAGAAGAAGCCCCGGCCGUCGCAUUCGUCGGGUUCGCGCACUACACGGGCUCUUCACGACGAGAUGCAGUCGACACGCUUUGAGCGCCAACACGGCCUCUACACCGACCUUCCGGUCCAUUCGCCCACACUCUCAACGUUUAGGACAGCCCGACAUAUGGUCAGAGAGCCGAAGCGACCGCUUCCACCCGUUCCCGGUGUCAGGCUUUAGGUGAAGAGCGCACCUGAAGGGCCUGUUGUGUCAAAUCGAUUGCCAAACCUUUACUUUAAUUAUAAUAUUUAUUUUCUCGAUUCCGGCUCUCAUUUAUGAUAAGGUUUUACUUAUUUUUUGUUGUUUUUGUUUAUUAGAAAUGUUUUUCAUUUAAGAUAUUUUUAUAUUAAUUUGUGUCCAGACUUUGACUCUCGGAUGUAAUGUUUUACUCAAUCAAUUGAGACAUUUGUUUAUCAGUAUUAUAAAUGUCUGUCUUCUCUCUCAAUGUAUA